GGGAUGGGGUCUGUAGGUGUUGGCAAUCCAGGUAGCUGCAGCUGAGAGAAGGGGCCUCCCCUACAUGGCAUCCAACUGCCCACCUGCCUCCAACAAGAGCUGCCCCCGGGCCUCCUCUGUCUGCUCCAGCGGCAUGAACUGCCGGCCCGAGCUGUGCCUGGGCUACGUCUGCCAGCCCAUGCCUUGCGUGCCUUCCGUCUGCCUGCCCACCACCUACCGGCCGGCCAGCUGCCUCUCCAAGACCUACCUCUCCAGCUCCUGCCGACCCAGCAGCUGCCGGCCCGCCGCUGGCAUCUCCAGCACAAUGGGGACCUGCAGCUGGCUCUGUGAAGGGACCUUCAAUGGCAGCGAGAAGGAGACCAUGCAGUUCCUAAAUGACCGGCUGGCCAACUACCUGGAGAAGGUUCGGCAGCUGGAGCAGGAGAACGCCAGCCUGGAGAGCAAGAUCCAAGAGGCCUGCCAGUCUCCAGUGCCCACCAUGUGUCCUGACUACCAGUCGUACUUCAGGACCAUUGAGGAGCUGCAGCAGAAGGUUCUGUGCACCAAGGCAGACAACGCCAGGAUGGUGGUGCACAUCGAUAACGCCAAGCUGGCUGCCGACGACUUCAGGACCAAGUACGAGACGGAGCUGGCCCUGCGGCAGCUGGUGGAGGCCGACACCAACGGCCUGCGCAGGAUCCUGGACGAGCUGACCCUGUGCAAGGCCAACCUGGAGGCCCAGGUGGAGUCCCUGAAGGAGGAGCUGCUCUGCCUCAAGAAGAACCAUGAGGAGGAAGUCGGCACCCUCCGAUGCCAGCUUGGGGACCGCCUUAACAUUGAGGUGGACGCUGCGCCCCCUGUGGACCUGAACAGGAUGCUGGAAGAGAUGCGGUGUCAGUACGAGACGGUGGUGGAGACCAACCGCAGGGACGUGGAGGAGUGGUUCAACACGCAGAUGGAGGAGCUGAACCAGCAGGUGGCCACCAGCUCUGAGCAGCUUCAGACCUACCAGUCGGACAUCAUUGAUCUGAGGCGAACAGUCAACACACUGGAGAUCGAGCUGCAGGCCCAGCACAGCCUGAGGGACUCCCUGGAGAACAUGCUGACGGAGACCGAGGCCCGCUACAGCUCGCAGCUGGCCCAGAUACAGUGCCUGAUCACCAACGUGGAGGCCCAGCUGGCCGAGAUCCGCUGCGACCUGGAGCGGCAGAACCAGGAGUACCAGGUGCUGCUGGACGUCCGGGCCCGGCUGGAGUGUGAGAUCAACACGUACCGGGGGCUGCUGGAGAGCGAGGACUGCAAGCUGCCCUGUAACCCGUGCUCCACUCCCUCGUGUCCCCCCUGUGUGCCCUCCCCCAGUGUGCCCCGCACCGUCUGUGUGCCCCACACUGUCUGUGUGCCUUGCGUGCCCUGCCCCCCGGGCCGCUACUGAAGCCCCUCAGUGCUGGUGGAUGGAUCCUGGAAGGACCAGAGCUGGACAGCCGGUGCCUCUGCAAGUCGAGCCUGACCUGGGUUCGGUGGCCACCAAGAGAGCCGGGCCAACAAGGAAGACUGAGCAGUGCCAGGUGGGCCGUCUGUCCGAAAGGCGCUCUGAUACUGCAGGGGGCGCCCUGGCCCCCAUCUCUUAGUAACAGCCUCUCCACAGGCUAAUUUGCUGAUGUUUCUAGUUCUCUGCUGCCUCAAGAGCCUGUGUCCUUAGUCAACUGGCAAAUAAAGCCUCAU
Myotis lucifugus (little brown bat) is the source of this 1701-nucleotide messenger RNA. RefSeq names its product keratin 32 (gene KRT32). Bases 65 to 1411 code for a protein of 448 amino acids. Lineage: Eukaryota; Metazoa; Chordata; Mammalia; Chiroptera; Vespertilionidae. The record is from RefSeq and is a predicted model, not a curated record. Gene Ontology annotation, molecular function: structural molecule activity. The transcript has 7 exons.